AUGCUGUGUGAGUCAGAUGCACGUAUGGCACUUGCCGAACCAGUCCCCACGGCUUAUUUUAAUUCGGAUCCUCAGGGGAGCUGUGAGGUGUCACUGGAUGAUGUGCUGCUCAACUCUUCAACUAGAACUGUUGAGGUCCGCAACGUUGAGACAGCUGAAGAUAAGACAGAGGGAUGUCAGAUAGACAUGCUGGGCUUCAAAGCCCCUUCACCUCCUACCUCCAGCAUGUGGACAACACGACGAGAUGGAGAGGUCAGACUGAGGAUGGAUGAACAGGGCAUAGGCAGUGAGGCACCAAAGACCGUUCAUGAGCUAUUCCGGGAAGCUGCUAGUAAAUACGGUGAUUACUAUGCCCUCGCAUCCAAGAAGGGUGGCCAGUGGAUAAAACUAACAUAUAAGAUGUACUAUGAUGAGUGCUGGAAAGCAGCAAAAAGCUUUCUGAAGCUGGGACUGGAGCGUUUUCAUGGAGUGUGCAUCUUGGGAUUUAAUUCUGCAGAGUGGUUUAUUGCUGACAUCGGAGCUAUCCUUGCAGGUGGAUUUGCUGUUGGUAUCUACACUACAAACUCUCCUGAGGCCUGUCAUUAUGUAGCAGACAACUGCAGUGCUAAUGUUCUGGUUGUGGAAAACCAUAAACAGCUGCAGAAAAUCUUAGAAAUUCAGCAUCAACUACCUCAUCUGAAAGCUAUUAUCCAGUAUGGGGAAGAGCUAAAAGAGAAGAGACCAAAUCUGUACUCUUGGAGUGAGUUCAUGGACCUUGGCAAAGAUGUUCCAGAUACUCAGCUCCGUGAAAUCAUUGAGUCGCAGAAGCCUAACCAGUGCUGUACAUUAAUAUAUACCUCAGGGACAACCGGACAGCCAAAGGGAGUAAUGCUCAGUCAUGACAACUUGACGUGGACGGCAUCGGCGGCAGGGCGCUUCAUAAUGCUGUCAGAUGCUAAAGAAAAGCAGGAACUGGUGGUCAGCUAUCUGCCCCUCAGUCAUAUUGCUGCACAGAUGUCGGAUAUUUGGUCGGCGAUGACGUUCGGUGUACAAGUUUUCUUUGCUCAACCAGAUGCAUUAAAGGGCACCUUGGUAGACACACUGCGGGAAGUGAGACCAACUGCCUUUUUGGGAGUUCCUCGUGUCUGGGAAAAAAUGGAAGAAAAAAUGAAAUCCAUAGGUGCAAAAUCGUCAGCACUCAGAAGAAAAGUGGCAUCAUGGGCCAAGGGAGUUGGGUUGCAGACAAAUCUGAAGCGGAUGAAUGGAUAUUCUGAAGUCCCCGUGAACUUCCGCUUAGCCAGGCACUUGGUGUACAAGAAAGUGCGAAAAGCCAUUGGGCUGGACCGAUGCACAAAGUGCUACACGGGGGCUGCUCCCAUUACCAGAGAGACGCUGGAAUUUUUUUUAAGUCUGAAUAUUCCUGUGUUUGAGCUGUACGGCAUGAGCGAGAGCUCUGGGCCUCACACGAUCUCUCUACCUCACGCGUUCAAGCUCACCAGCUGUGGAAAGGAAGUCACAGGCUGCCAGACGCUGAUUCAUAAGCCAGAUAGAGAUGGCAACGGGGAGAUCUGCUUCUCGGGAAGGCACAUCUUCAUGGGCUAUUUGAACAUGGAAGAAAAAACCAAAGAGGCAAUUGAUGAAGAUGGCUGGCUGCACUCGGGUGACCUUGGCAAGCACGAUAAAGAUGGAUUCCUCUACAUCACCGGCAGAAUUAAAGAGCUCAUCAUCACUGCGGGAGGUGAGAACGUUCCUCCCGUUCCAAUCGAGGAUGCUGUGAAAGAUGCUGUUCCCAUCAUCAGCAAUGCAAUGUUGGUUGGAGACAAAGCAAAAUUCCUUGCUAUGCUUCUAACGCUAAAGUGCAAGGUAGAUGUAGAAACUGGCGAGCCAGGAGAUGAUCUCACUCCAGAAGCUAUUGAGUACUGUCAGAAACUGGGCAGCAAGGCGACAAAAGUCUCCGAAAUCAUCAGCAGCAAAGACAAGGCUAUCUACGCGGCUAUCCAGAAGGGAAUUGCGGCAGUCAACGAGGGAGCUGUCUCCAAUGCUCAGAAAGUCCAGAAGUGGGUCCUUCUGGAGAAGGACUUUUCUGUCUUUGGUGGGGAGCUUGGCCCAACAAUGAAGCUGAAGAGACCAGUGGUGGCACAGAAGUACAAAGACCAAAUCGCUCAGUUUUACGCAGAUGCGGAUACACCGACUGCAACAGAGAACGCCCUUCGGCAGUAG
This is a messenger RNA of Pelecanus crispus (Dalmatian pelican), 2199 nucleotides long. RefSeq names its product acyl-CoA synthetase bubblegum family member 2 (gene ACSBG2). Gene Ontology annotation, molecular function: long-chain fatty acid-CoA ligase activity. Gene Ontology annotation, cellular component: membrane; endoplasmic reticulum. The record is from RefSeq and is a predicted model, not a curated record. NCBI's taxonomy places the organism in Eukaryota, Metazoa, Chordata, Aves, Pelecaniformes, Pelecanidae.